Messenger RNA from Brassicogethes aeneus, 1545 nucleotides. The record is from the annotation of a GenBank genome assembly. NCBI's taxonomy places the organism in Eukaryota, Metazoa, Arthropoda, Insecta, Coleoptera, Nitidulidae.
AUGAAACUAAUACGAGUGUUAAGUGUGGUUAUUUUCCUUAUACAUUCGUCAUGCGGGGCCAGAAUUUUGUUUACUUGUCCAGCUGCGUCGUAUAGCCACCAAAUUUUCUUCAGGAAGAUAUGGCUUGAACUGGCCAGGAAGGGCCACGAUCUCGUGGUCAUGACAACUGACGUGAUGGAAAAUGCUCCGAAAAACGUGAGACAAAUCGAUUGGAGUGGAGCGUAUCAUAUAAGACACCACGUCCACAAUGUAAGCAACAUUUACCUCAACGACGCAAGUUACUAUCAAAAGAUGAAGUCUAUUAUGAAAUGGAUUGAAGACACAAAUGACUUCGAGUUGUCCCAUCCAGACGUUAAGGAGUUAUUAAACGACAAAACCGAACAUUUCGAUGUGGUAAUCAAUGAAAUCCAUUUGGAGGUUUUCAACGCUUUUGCUGUUAGGUUUAAUUGUCCAUUGAUUGGAGUAUCCUCCGCCGAAAUCAUGAACGGUCACUACGAAACGCUCGGAAUUCCAUCACACCCAAUACAAUACUCAGACGUGAUUUUACCAUUUUAUGGACCACAAUCCAUAUUAGAGCGAAUGGUGUCAGUAGGGUUUUACUUAUUUAAAAAGACAUUUCCUUUAUUAAGUUUGAUUAAGAGGAGUGAAGGUGUUGAUCAGGUUGAGAAAUAUUUCGGGCCUAAUAUGCCCAGCAGGGAAGAUAUCGUAAGGAAUGUUAGUUUGGUGCUCAUCAACUCCCAUCCCGUUUAUAACAGCCGCCCUUUAUCGCCGUGGCUGGUGAGGAUUGGGGGGCAACUCCAUUUGGAUUCACCAAAACCAUUACCGAAGGAUGUACAAGAUUUUCUAGAUUCGGGCAAAGAUGGUGUCAUAUAUCUCAGUUUUGGCACCAAUGUUAAGAGUGACCACGUAACACCAGAAUUGCAAAAAAUACUGCUUCAAACUUUUAAGGAGCUUCCCUAUAAAGUGCUGUGGAAAUUCGAAACUGAAUUAAAUACGGACAAUGGCAACGUUAAAUUUGCUAAAUGGUUGCCACAACAGGAUGUUCUCAGACAUAAAAACAUCAAACUCUUCAUCACGCAAGGAGGAGUCCAAUCAGUGGAUGAAUCCAUAGCCAACCACGUACCAUUAUUAGUAGUACCUUUCGUGAGUGACCAAAAGUUUCAGGCCAAGAAGAUCUCAACUUUAGGCAUUGGGGUGAGCUUGGAUAAAUAUAAAGUGACAAUAGAAUCGCUGAAGGAAGCAAUUUUAACGGUCAUCAACACGCCGAAAUACAAGAAGACUGUUGAGGAGUUAUCAAACGUUUUCAAUGACCAACCUAUGUCAGGUUUGGACACGGCAGUCUGGUGGAUAGAAUACGUUAUACGACAUAGAGGGACGAAGUACUUGAAAUCAUCAUUUUUCCAAAUUCCUUGGUAUCAAUAUUUUUUUCUGGAUGUCGGUUUAAUAUUUAUUUUAACUUCAUAUACUUUAUACAAAAUCCUUAAAUUUGUUAUUAUGCUGUUUAUAAGGUUGUUUGUUAAAUUAAGGAAAAUAAAAAAUGAAUAA